Messenger RNA from Ostertagia ostertagi, 1080 nucleotides. The record is from the annotation of a GenBank genome assembly. NCBI's taxonomy places the organism in Eukaryota, Metazoa, Nematoda, Chromadorea, Rhabditida, Trichostrongylidae.
AUGUGGUGCUUGGUCUUAACGUGCGUGACUUUGGCUAGAAUGCAAAUUUUCGCUUAUAACAUCUGUAGAGGCAUUCUCGAGGACUCCUUGUUGUUACGGCAGUUGCGGGAAUCCCGAUUUGAUCUUGGUAUUUUCGAAAUGAUGCACAGCUGUCCUGCUGGUGUCAUGGAGUUGGUCGGCAUUCCGAAAACAAUGCUUGUCUCCGCUAUUGGCAUGGGAUAUCAUCACUACCGCCUUCUUGGGAUGGAAAAGCCGGCCAGUUUUGUACCUGCCACCUUCACAAUCUACGGAAGUCGAAUGACGUUUAUUGGGCGAUUGCACAAUAUAGCCUUCAACGCUCUUGGCUGGAUGUUUGCCAAUAUUUGCGAAUACUCCGAGCAGAGCUUGUUCGAUUCUAUGUUUCCGGGAUUUCCUCGUCUCCACAACCUGAUCCAGGAUAAAACCGACUACUUCCUGAUGAAUACUAAUGAGUUCACCGAAUCGACCCGUCCCACUCUGCUAUCUAUUGGUCACGUAGGGGGGUCUUCCAUUUCGACUCCUCGCCCCCUUAGUGAUGAAUUCGAACGAAUUGUUUCCAAAGGCAGUAGAGGAGCCAUUCUUUUUUCCCUGGGCUCAUUGGUGAAGUUUAGUGAUAUGCCCGUGACUGUUCGCAGAGCGUUUACCGAAGCAUUUCAAUUAUUCCCGGAGUAUGUGAUUUUGUGGAAGAGUGACGCAGUAACAAACUCCACAUAUUCGAACAUUUACUACCAUGAUUGGAUUCCACAAGCUAUCAACACCGUACUUGGAACUCAUGGAGAAAGCGCGUACACGCAGCGAGUUCGACAAGCAGCGCGACUUCUGAAGGGAAGUCCAGAGGAGAUGCGAAGAAAAAUCAAGAGAUUUGCACGGAUAUCCGGUUCGGAACCUCCGCUAAACCACUUGAAGCUUGACAUUGGUCAUCUUAAUAAUUUUCAGUACUAUAACAUAGACAUAUAUUUAUUCUUAUGUGUAAUGUUUUCUUUUUCAAUAUUUGCGUUUUACCAUUCCACUGUCUUGGUUUAUCGUUUCAUUUUGCCUUUGAAGAAGCGAAAAUGCGACUAG